AAUUUUGUUACUCGGCAAGCAAUAAGCAUAGUGAUGUGGUUAGACAACUAUAUAAAGAGGUGAAAUGGAGGUGACAGAAUACAAUUAAGCUUCUAAGUUUUGUGCUUUUAAUUUCUUCUCUAUGGCUACCGUCUUUGAAACAAGCAAUAGAUCCUCAAUGGCUGCUAUCGUGCUACUUCUGGGACUCUUGGUGGCAAACCUUGGCACAACAGGUGGAGAAUCGAUAGGGAUUUGUUAUGGAAUGAUGGGCAACAAUCUAGCAUCCACUUCAGAAGUAAUAUCUCUCUACACAUCCAACAACAUCAAGCGAAUGAGAAUCUAUGAUCCCAACCAAGCAGUUCUGCAAGCUCUUAAAGACUCCAACAUUGAGCUCAUGCUUGGCGUUCCAAAUUCAGACCUUCAAAGCCUUGCCGCCAACCCUUCCAAUGCAAAUUCAUGGGUACAAAGAAAUGUGCUCAGCUUCUGGCCUAGCGUCAGAUUCCGAUACAUUGCUGUUGGAAAUGAAGUCAGCCCUGUCAAUGGCGCCACAGCUUCGCUGGCUCAGUUUGUUCUCCCUGCGGUGCGAAACGUAUUCAAUGCAAUCAAAUCUGCGGGCCUUCAGGACCAAAUCAAGGUUUCAACUGCCAUUGACAUGACGUUGAUCGGAACCUCGUACCCCCCGUCGCAGGGGGCUUUCCGGGGAGAUGUGAGGGCAUAUUUAGACCCCAUCAUCGGCCACCUUGCAUAUGCCAAGGCACCAUUACUAGCAAAUGUGUACACUUAUUUCAGCUAUGCAGGGAAUCCACGUGACAUAUCUCUUCCCUACGCUUUGUUUACUUCCCCAUCGGUUGUCGUAUGGGAUGGGCAGCGUGGAUACCAAAACCUUUUUGAUGCGUUGAUGGAUGCACUGUACUCUGCCCUUGAGAGGACUGGAAAUCCUCUGGAGGUUGUGGUGUCGGAGAGCGGAUGGCCGUCGGCCGGCGGGGUUGCUACCACCGUUGAUAACGCACGUGCUUAUUACUCGAAUUUGAUCCGGCACGUCAAAAAGGGCACGCCCAAGAUCCCUGACAGGGCAAUAGAGACUUACCUGUUUGCCAUGUUUGAUGAGAAUCAGAAACCGCAAGAGCUGGAGAAACACUUUGGGGUGUUCUUCCCAAAUAAACAGCCCAAAUAUUCCCUCAAUUUCAAUGGAGAAAGAAUAAUCUGGGAGGGUGUCGAUGUUGAUCAGUAUAAUGCAACAGUUUCCCUUAAGAGUGAGAUGUAAGAAUACUGCAAGCAUAGGAUCGGAGCUCUUUCCUUUUGUGUUUCUUGGUCUUUUUAAUAAAAGAAUCCACCGCUUGUAUUC
Corylus avellana is the source of this 1324-nucleotide messenger RNA. RefSeq names its product glucan endo-1,3-beta-glucosidase, basic vacuolar isoform. Gene Ontology annotation, molecular function: hydrolase activity, hydrolyzing O-glycosyl compounds. The record is from RefSeq and is a predicted model, not a curated record. Lineage: Eukaryota; Viridiplantae; Streptophyta; Magnoliopsida; Fagales; Betulaceae. Gene Ontology annotation, biological process: carbohydrate metabolic process.